AGAACUUCCCCCAUCUGCCCCUCUGAGUUGACUCCGCCCUGCCGCCUUCUCACUUCCGGGCUGCCAUUGUAACAAUGGAGAAAAUGGCGGAGUAAGGAAAGGUCUGGGCGGAGGAAGCCGGAAUCUAGCGGAGACCGGAGCGAGGGGCCUCUCUCCGUGACAUCAUUAUUGUAUCCAUUCAUCAUCAUGGAGAGUGCUGAUUCCACGGGAAAAGGGAGCAUUGAACAGUCCGAAUCUCAGCGCCAAAGCCAGAUGGACAGGCUAGAUCGAGAAGAAGCUUUUUAUCAGUUUGUAAAUAACUUAAAUGAGGAUGACUACCGCCUUAUGAGAGAUAACAAUUUAUUGGGUACUCCAGGGGAAAUUACUAAAGAGGAAUUGUUGCGAAGACUUCAGCAAAUCAAAGAAGGUCCUCCACAGCCAAGUACAGAAGAAACAAGAGGUGGGGACCCUGCAGAGGAUUCCUCCAAUGGAGAUUCUAUAAUAGAUUGGCUGAAUUCAGUGCGGCAGACCGGGAAUACAACACGAAGUGGUCAGAGAGGCAACCAGUCCUGGAGGGCAGUGAGCAGGACAAAUCCAAACAGUGGUGAUUUCAGGUUUAGUUUGGAAAUCAAUGUGAAUCGUACUUCUGGCAACCCAAGUAUGCCUUCGCUUGACCAAUCGGCUGAGAUGCCUGGGGCUGAGGAUAUGGAAGUGAGCAGUCAGGGUGAGGCUGAGAAUGAACCUGAACCUAUACCGAUUGCCACAAGGUCAGCACCAGCAGAGGUGACUGUAGAGGAAGCACCAAUACAGAGGGGGCAAAGGAGGGCCCGAAGCAGAAGUCCAGAUCAGCGCAGAACUCGAGCUAGAACUGAUAGAAGCAGAUCCCCUCUGCAUCACGCUGUUGACCCACCUAUUCGAAGGGCUCCGCAUUCUUCAUCACAGACUGUUGAUACUUCCAAUACGGAAGAAGCAGAGGGUAGCUCUAGGACUAGGCACCAUGUUAGUUCUCAAGUGCAGAACAGCUCUUCAUCAAAUGAAACAGAGGGUAGCUCUAGAACUAGACAGCAUAUUCCAGCUAGACAACAAGUUCUUGGGACUGAAGGUCAGAGCCAAAGCACUGUUCAUCUGUCAAACCCAGAGACCAGAAGCUCUUCCCAAACACCUCAAACAGACUCCUCCACUAAUGCAGAGACUACAGGUACCGGACAGAGGCCUCCCACCAUUGUCCUAGAUCUGCAGGUAAGGCGCGUGCGCCCAGGUGACUACAGGCAGAGAGACAGCAUAGCUAACAGGACACGUUCACGCUCUCAGACUCCCAACAACACAGUCACAUAUGAGAGCGAAAGAGGAGGGUUUCGCCGCACUUUCUCACGGUCUGAACGUGCUGGAGUUAGAACAUAUGUAAGUACCAUCCGUAUUCCAAUUAGAAGAAUCCUGAACACUGGGCUCAGUGAAACCACAUCUGUGGCCAUCCAGACGAUGCUGAGGCAAAUAAUGACUGGCUUUGGUGAGCUCAGCUACUUCAUGUACAAUGAUAAUGAUACUGAUCCUAACAACCCCACAGCAGUAUCUCCUACUGCAGCAGUUCCUGGUGAAGCACAAAACAAUGCAAACGCAGAGGUCAGAGCUCCUAGUGCUGAGCCUACAGAACCUGUUGCUCCAGUGGAAACUGAUGAAGGCAGCAAUGUUUCAACUACUGCUACCAGGAGGGAGGGCCGCAAUAGCAGAGGGGCUGUCACAUUUGAAGAAAGUGGAUCCCUACCUUUUCUUAGUCUGGCCCAGUUCUUCCUGCUUAAUGAGGAUGAUGAUGAUCAGCCAAGAGGACUCACCAAAGAGCAAAUCGAUAACCUGUCCACGCGGAACUUUGGUGAAAAUGAUGCCCUGAAAACAUGUAGCGUGUGCAUAACAGAAUAUACAGAAGGGAACAAGCUGCGCAAACUGCCUUGUUCUCAUGAGUACCACAUCCAUUGUAUCGACCGCUGGUUGUCUGAAAAUUCUACCUGUCCCAUCUGUCGCAGAGCGGUCCUGGUUGCAAGCAACAGAGAGAGCAUUGUGUAAAUCCUUUAAAACAAACUGUUAGUUACGACCCUGUCGUUUCCAGAGCCUCAGAAGGGUCUGGGACGGGGGAGGGGGAACGCUUUUUAUGACCACUUUUUGAGUGGUGCUUUAAAUUAGGGUUUUGGAGUGAGUUGUCCUGUUUGAUUGCACAUUUCAUUUUCCUUCUGCAUUUAAUUGUGUUAAAGAAAUGUGUCACAGUUCACCAACAGGUGAUUGGCCUGUCUAAGGACAAGUAUUCCUCCACCACCUGAACAUGUAUUAAGCAAGGACAAUUGUUUCCCACAGCAGUUUUUAACUUUCUGUGCUGGAACGAUAUGCAAGGAGCCCCUUGGCACUGGAACGAGGACAUGAACUUGCCGCCAGGAUUGAUCUUUGCAUCCCUCACCAAGUUUUCUUUUAAAUAAAAAACAUUUAGUUGCAGGAGCUGCUUUAAAUGUACAUGUAUAUGAUUGUAUGUGUAUUUCUUCUCUUUUCUUCUUCAGUGUUUUUUUUUGGAAUGAGAGAGUUUACUUCAGCCGUGUUCUGUGGCCAUAUAUCAUUGCACAGAACUGUAAAUAUGCACAGAUAUUCACUGUUUUAUAUUUUUUUCAUUCCUAGGUGUAUUCUGCAUUCAUGUAGUUGUACCUUCCCCUCGCCAGAGACACUCGCAAUUCAUUAUAAACAAGUAAAAGUCCUUUCACCCCUUAAAAAUACAAGAAGUUGAAUAAACUCAGAAUCAACUGAAGACUAAAAUCGUUGCACUUAUAAGUUAUUGGCUACAGACUGCGCCAAUGUCAGCAGUGUCAUUUUUAUUUCAGUUACCCAUAAUGCUUGAGUGCAAGCAGCACUUUCACAUCCAAGGCCUUUGGAGCAUUAUUUCUGUCCGGGUAUAACUAAUGGGUUAAACCUGCAAAUCUAGAUUUGAGUCAUGUUUUGUUUUUUUUAAAUUAAGUUUAUAUGUUUUAAGGUUGUCAUUUUAACCCCUCUAAUAAUCUCCCCCAUUUCUUUAUUUAGUAAAAUGUAUUAUCUUAAGGUAUAUACAAGACGUAAUCUUUCUGUGUCCACACGUUCAGCUUCACUUUGAGUCUGGUGCUUAUUAAAAUAGCGUUCCAACCCCAGGCUGGGCCCCCUGGUGGAUGAAACCUGAAAGGGUCUUUAGCUUUUUUUUUUUGUUUUUUAGAAGACUGAUGAUUUGUAUGCUUGCAAACAAUGUAUAGAUUUGUGUGAGGUGACUUGGUGUUCUGCCUUGCUUCAAGGGUCAUCCUAUUUGAUCGCAAGUGGGCAAGUCCAAAAGUCUUUCUGUUCAUGAUGGGGUUGUGCUCUUCCUUCCAGCACUGAAAGGGUGCAGAGGUGGCAAAUGUAAGAGAGAAAAAAAAGUUUGUUACCAAUGGCAGCAUAUAUAUUCGGUUUUAGAUUGCCGCCUCGCCGUAGGCCUUUGUGUAAAUAAACAAAGAAUCUCAUGUAUGUCUGGAGGCUCAUAGAUGGCAUACUGUAGAAAUUUGCUGAUUUAGUUAAAUUUGGGAUAUUUAUCUUGUUGUGAAAUAUAACAAAUGUCUAUGCUUGUUGAAUAAAAAAAAAUCACUUUGUUUAAAAUGCAUAGCUUUUUGUAGAAGCUUCGUUAUGCCCCCCCCCCCAAUAUCCGACCACAAAUGCACAGUUCUUGCUUGUCAAGUUCUACAAGAAAAAAAAAAUGUGCAAGUAUGGACAUUAUGAACAGAAUUUUCGAUGCUUAUUAUAAAUUUACAUAUACAUUGCUUGCAGCUUCGCUGGAAAGGUCUGAUUUAUGAGAGUGGGCCUUGCUCCUGUUUCAGUAUAUGUUCAAAGACAGCUGCUAACCUGUAAUUGGAAUAAAUGUUUUAAACCGAA
Molecule: messenger RNA, 3882 nt
Organism: Xenopus laevis (African clawed frog)
Lineage: Eukaryota; Metazoa; Chordata; Amphibia; Anura; Pipidae
Gene: rlim.S
Product: ring finger protein, LIM domain interacting S homeolog
Exons: 4
Coding region: 187-2037 (616 amino acids)
Biological process (GO): protein ubiquitination; ubiquitin-dependent protein catabolic process
Cellular component (GO): nucleus
Molecular function (GO): ubiquitin-protein transferase activity; ubiquitin protein ligase activity
Source: RefSeq, a predicted model, not a curated record